GGUCAUAUAACGUGUAAGUUUUACGGUACCCAAAGCUUCUUCGUCUAGAUCUAGAUCCAAACAGGGCAAAGGACAGGCUCAUUCAAAUGUAUUUAAAAGGCCCCCUUCAAUGGUCAUCCCAAAAUCAAAGGCAAAGGAAAAGGCAGUGGCCAUUCACAUCACCACACCAAUUUUAAUUACUUUAACACCUCCUUUCCCUCCUUCCUUCGUUCUUCAUUAGAAUAUUUCAGAUUUAAACGGACUCGAUCCCUAAGCUAGUUUUGUACUAAUGGGAGCAGUUAAUGUUGCAAACAAGGAUAUCAAUGUUAGCUUAGCUGAAAAAAAGCCUAGAGUUGUUUUUGUUUUGGGUGGCCCUGGCAGUGGGAAAGGUACCCAAUGCGCAAAUAUAGUCGAACACUUUCAUUACACCCAUCUCAGUGCUGGAGAUCUUCUCCGAGCAGAAAUUAAGUCUGGUUCGGAAAAUGGAACCAUGAUUCAGAACAUGAUCAAAGAAGGAAAGAUUGUUCCUUCCGAGGUCACAAUUAAGCUUCUCGAGAAAGCAAUGCUGGAAAGUGGUAAUGACAAGUUCCUUAUCGAUGGUUUUCCUCGUAAUGAAGAAAACCGUGCAGCAUUCGAAGCUGUUACAAAAAUCGAGCCAGAAUUUGUCCUGUUUUUCAAUUGCCCUGAAGAAGAGAUGGAGAAGCGUCUUCUGAGUAGGAACCAGGGAAGAGAAGAUGAUAACAUCGAAACAAUAAGGAAACGAUUCAAGGUGUUUCUCGAUUCCAGCCUUCCUGUAAUCGAGUACUAUAAGGCCAAGGGAAAAGUUCGAGAGAUUGAAGCUGCAAAGCCCAUAGGAGAGGUGUUUGAGGCCGUUAAAGUUGUCUUCACCCCAAAAGCUGAAAAGGUUGUUGCCUAGGCCGGGUUUGCAAACUCUACCAGUGAUAAAUUAGCAUAUUCAUUUGAGGUUAAAUAUGUCAACAGUUUGGUGCACAUCAUUACUGUAUUCUUAAUAAUUUGGAAGGGUUUUUUUUUUUUUUUGUAUCACAUAGUAUUUGGUUUAUUAUUGUUAUUAUUAUCACAUGAUAUGUCAUGAUGAAAAUUCAUACAUUUAUAUUCUUGUUAUGGUAUUUUCUGAUAUUCACAAUAAACCCCAAAGUCUUCUAUUGUUGUUGA
Molecule: messenger RNA, 1152 nt
Organism: Gossypium raimondii (Peruvian cotton)
Lineage: Eukaryota; Viridiplantae; Streptophyta; Magnoliopsida; Malvales; Malvaceae
Product: UMP-CMP kinase 3
Exons: 10
Coding region: 269-895 (208 amino acids)
Biological process (GO): 'de novo' pyrimidine nucleobase biosynthetic process; UDP biosynthetic process; CDP biosynthetic process
Cellular component (GO): cytoplasm; nucleus
Molecular function (GO): ATP binding; UMP kinase activity
Source: RefSeq, a predicted model, not a curated record